AGGAAACGGCCCAUCAUGUUGAGAAGGGCAGAAGGCCCUGGCGGGCUUUGUUCCACUCCACCUUGGCCGCUGUUCUCCUCACCGCGCGUGCGCUCUCUCUCUCUCUCUCUCGGCGCCGACUCGGCUACCGCCGCCGCCCUACGGAAGCUUCCCAGGUCUUCGUCAGGCUUUUCUCCGGCAACGAGCACCCUGGAAAUGCAGGUGGAUACGGAGCCCUUUCCGAUGAACAUGAUUGACUUCGAGGGCAAGAAAGUCCUGGUUCGGCCAAAUACAGCCGAUAAAGGCAAAGGCAAGGAAACAAUCAUCGGCAAUGCUAAAAAGGCCGAUGGGGAUUGUAAAAUUUCUUGCAGGAAAGUGGUGUCCGAGAAGACUCCCGAUGGAGGGGAGACCCUGAAGGUGACCAUCACAGCCUCCAGUACUGGGGGGCAAGCGCAGACAGGGAGACAGAUGCAGGAGCCCGUGCUGCGUAUCCCGGACGGUCCGACACGUAGGCGCGGACGGUCCGGGACCCCACCGGACGGUCCGGAGAGCUCCAGCAGACGGUCCGGCCAUGCUCAGGACUCGCAGCGACCACGUACCUUCAAACCACGACGACCAGAGAUAGCACAGAUCGUGAACCUGCACACCUCAACGAUAGAUGGCGGGGUUCAGAAGCCUUGCACCCAAGACCAGGAACCUGGUGGUGGCCGGGGGACUGUCUGCCUUCGUGCUCGGGGUCUACUACUACACCAUGAGAGCGGUGGGAGGCACGGACGAGCUCCAGGUGGCGAUCGACAAGUUUGAGGAGACGAAGAAGCAGGAUGCCGCUAGAAACUCUAGCUCCAGCGCAGGAGGAUCAUAAUUCAUAAACACGCGGACACGCCCUGGAUCUGCUGCAGGCUGACAUGGUAGUGGUACGACGACAGUCACGUCGCUCAGUAGGCCAUGACCAUGCGUUCUGCUUGUACUGUGGAAUAAAUAAAUGAUGGGUUAUGGUACUCUUUAUCUGGUAGAGCUUGGCAGCUUGUGCUUUGAGGGAUGUAAUAGUGGCCCCGAUGUUUGUAUUUUCCUGGCGAGCCGGAAAUUUUGUGGAGUAUUUGCUUGUGUGACUCCCUUUUCUCUA
Messenger RNA from Zea mays, 1102 nucleotides. RefSeq lists its product as uncharacterized. Lineage: Eukaryota; Viridiplantae; Streptophyta; Magnoliopsida; Poales; Poaceae. The transcript has 3 exons. The record is from RefSeq and is a predicted model, not a curated record. The coding region runs from base 16 to 783 and encodes 255 amino acids.